This is a messenger RNA of Rhodotorula toruloides NP11, 1356 nucleotides long. Its product is annotated as UPF0183 family protein. The coding region runs from base 1 to 1356 and encodes 451 amino acids. Gene Ontology annotation, biological process: Golgi to plasma membrane protein transport. Lineage: Eukaryota; Fungi; Basidiomycota; Microbotryomycetes; Sporidiobolales; Sporidiobolaceae. Gene Ontology annotation, cellular component: trans-Golgi network. The record is from RefSeq and is a predicted model, not a curated record. The transcript has 8 exons.
AUGAGUCGGACUGCGCCAGAACCGCUAUCUCUCACGCCCGGAGACUCGCUUGGCCCGUUCCAGCUCGGCAGUCUGCUCUUCAACGUGCUCAAUCACGUCAGAUCGUAUCGCUCGAGCUAUCCUUCUGCCAAACUCGCAUGGGACGACGAGAACCCCUCCGACUCGCCGAUUCACCUCACCCUCACGACCCCGCCUCUGCACCUGACCUUCUCUUCCCUCUCGCAACGCCUCACGCGCAUCGAAGUCCUCGGAGUGUCGCCUGCAGCAUGGGUCGCAUAUCGAGAGAAGAGGCUGUCGGGCGACGACCCGGACGACGAGGACGAGGAUGUCGUGCGGACAGUGAGGCGCAUCAUGGGACCGACGUACGGGAGCUCGAAGGUUAAGGGCGACAUGAACGGCGCGGGACGGGCCGAGGAGGAGAUACUGAGCUACCCGGGCGUGGCCUUCAGGGUUGCGCGGAGCGACGGCGGUUCAGCAAUCAGCCGCAUCGUCGUUACUCCUCUAUCUGCACCUGAAGACGUGCCCGUCGACCAGGCUUGGCUGCACCCGGUCUUGCCUGACAACCCGUCCGUCGCAAAGGGGGACUUGCGACUCGCCGAGAUUCAGCUCGCCUCGUCCCGCUCGCCAGCGAUCGUACGCCUCAACUUCCACUCAUCGCCCGACCAGCCGUUGGCCUCCGUCGAGCUCAAGAUCGGCGAGACGACCAGCGAAGACAUCCUCUGCGAGCUGGGCAGUGCUAUACGGACGUUUUGGAAGGAGGAUGACCGACUAACUAUCCACACGGCGUCCGUCGAGUCGUCAAAUUCGUCUGCAAACCCUGCCUUACAGCCCAACCCCUACUUCCUCUCCUACCCACACCUCGGUCUCACUCUCCUCGUCUCCUCCUCCUCCACCCCUCACACCCUCGAGAAAGUCAUCCUUCACUCGAACCUGCCGGGCGAAGUCCAGUUCGGGCGGACAACGCGGGCGGCUUGGGCGUUAGUGCGCGACGGGGAGCGCGUCGGCGUCGAGGAUGGGUGGAAGAGCGUGAAGGCAUGCCUUGAGGGACGCGGAAACGGUGCGACAAGGACGCCUUCGCCGCUUGCGACUGGUCAGGCGGGCAAGAAGGGCAAGAUGAGCGGAGUCAAGGAGACGAAUGUGGAGGACUUGCUCGGGAUCGAGUCGGCUGCGGGGUCGCCAAACGAACGUGGUGAAGCGCUGGGAGGACGCGGCGACGAGAAACCCAUGGUGCUGGACCGGACGGCGGGAGAGGGCAGGGGAGGGGUCAAGGGCAAGCCGACGGAGAUCCACGGCUUCCCCGGCAUCGCCCUCGAGGUCACGCAGUCGGGCGACAUCGAGACGGUCUGGUUGUUCUGA